This is a messenger RNA of Macadamia integrifolia, 1598 nucleotides long. RefSeq names its product endonuclease III homolog 1, chloroplastic. The record is from RefSeq and is a predicted model, not a curated record. Gene Ontology annotation, cellular component: nucleus; chloroplast nucleoid. Gene Ontology annotation, molecular function: DNA-(apurinic or apyrimidinic site) endonuclease activity; oxidized pyrimidine nucleobase lesion DNA N-glycosylase activity; DNA binding. Gene Ontology annotation, biological process: base-excision repair, AP site formation; base-excision repair; nucleotide-excision repair. Lineage: Eukaryota; Viridiplantae; Streptophyta; Magnoliopsida; Proteales; Proteaceae. The coding region runs from base 260 to 1210 and encodes 316 amino acids. The transcript has 10 exons.
AUGGGUAAUAAUCUGCAUGAACUGUUGGUAUAACGAAAUGAUGCUUUCUUAUGGAGUGUAAAAUAUUUCACCUGUUGAUGUGUUUUUUCUCAGUUUAUGGGUCUUGUAUGCAUCUCUUUGAGGAGUUCUGUUAAGUUAUACAUCUGAAGUAGGCCCAUUAAAGGUAGGCUCCUCCCAUGAUCAUAGCGAAAGGGUAAUCCUUGCUUGUUCUAGCUCCUCUAGUGAGGUGGAUUGCAAGGUGGGAGAAUAUUUUUCAAUUAUGGAUGAACAAGAUAUCAGCCUCUCAUUACUGGUUCUGGAAAUGGGUUCUAAGAAUAUUGGAGGAUGGCUUUGUUGCUUACCCGAAAUUGAAGAGUUUGCAUAUGGAAAGACCAGUGGAUCCGCCCAGUUGAAACAGUCAAACACUACUUCGAAAGUGCUUCCCAUGGGAAGUAAGGAUGCUUCAUUUAUCACACCACAAGUGGAACCACCUGCUAAUUGGGAAGAAGUCCUUGAAGGGAUACGUAAAAUGAGGUCUUCAGAUGAUGCUCCAGUAGAUUCAAUGGGAUGUGAGAAAGCUGGCAGCACUCUCCCACCAAAGGAAAGACGAUUUGCUGUUUUGGUGUCUUCACUACUUUCAAGCCAAACUAAGGAUGGAGUUACUCAUGGAGCAGUGCAAAGGCUACUUCAAAAUGGUCUACUUACUGCUGAUGCCAUUGAAGAUGCUGAUGAGGCAACUAUCAAGGACUUGAUUUACCCAGUUGGGUUUUACACACGGAAGGCUUCUAACUUGAAGAAAAUUGCAAAUAUCUGUCGAAUGAAGUAUGAAGGAGAUAUUCCCAGUUCUUUGGAGGAUUUGCUUUCACUUCCAGGAAUAGGUCCUAAGAUGGCUCACCUGGUUAUGAAUGUAGGAUGGAACAAUGUUCAAGGGAUAUGCGUAGACACUCAUGUGCAUCGCAUUUGCAAUCGCCUUGGGUGGGUAUCGCGGCCAGGCACAAAACAGAAAACUUCAACUCCUGAGGGAACAAGAGAGUCUUUGCAAAUGUGGCUCCCAAAGGAAGAAUGGGUUGCAAUAAAUCCUCUGCUGGUUGGAUUUGGACAGACAGUAUGUACUCCUCUAAAACCUCGAUGUGGCAUGUGUGGGAUAAAUACUUUGUGUCCAUCUGCUUUCAAGGAGAUGACGAGCCCCAAAUCUAAGAAAAGGAGUCCCAGUCCUAUUAAGAAGACAUGAUUGAAUCACCAUUUGAGGGCUUUCCAGAAAUGUUUCUGAAUCAUUUCCCUGGUUGCUUCAUUGAAGGUUGCUGAUUGUUUGCAUGCUUAUGGAUCAUCAACAAUUGGAUGAUCUGAGUUUUGGGUCUACCUUAAUUUGCAAAACUGAUUGGUAUAUUUUUGUGAAUAGCAUGCAUAGACUCCAUAUUUUUGUAUGGGAAGUUGUCUUGAAAUUAUUGAAGUAACAUUGUAAUUUUAAAAUUGCAUACGGAGCCCCUUUUUUCCCGACGGAACCAACGAGCUUAUUUUGUAUCCCUGAGUGCAAACCGGCAUUAUUUGUCCACUCGAAACGACUUGCUAAUGUGAAAAUCAAAUUGGAUGAUGUGUUAUAUUAUUGACUGAUUUGUGAA